Drosophila arizonae is the source of this 1055-nucleotide messenger RNA. Its product is annotated as aquaporin. Gene Ontology annotation, biological process: transmembrane transport. Gene Ontology annotation, cellular component: plasma membrane. The record is from RefSeq and is a predicted model, not a curated record. Lineage: Eukaryota; Metazoa; Arthropoda; Insecta; Diptera; Drosophilidae. Gene Ontology annotation, molecular function: channel activity.
AAAAUUAAAAGUAAGGGUAUACAAGUACUUACAGUAAUCAGUGCGAGUAACUCAAAGUGGACGACGAAAGCGACAGACUAGUAUGAAGUUAAUGCCAAGGAAUGAGGUGCUCCAACAUGUUGCGAAAUUCUUUGGAGAGCUGUUCGGCACAGCCAUUCUGGUUUACGUCGGCUGCUUGGGCUGCACACACUCACCGUCGAUCAGUAACUCCGCGUUCCAGGCCUCAUUCGCGUUUGGUCUCGCCGUGCUCAUCGCCAUCCAGUGCUUUGGCUGUGUGUCGGGCGCCCAUAUCAAUCCCGCCGUGACGCUGGCCAGCUUGGUGUACGAGCAGAUAACGUGGUUCAUGGCCAUUUACUAUGUUGUGGCCCAGAUACUUGGAGGCCUUGUUGGCUACGGCCUGCUGGUUGCAUCGCUGCCCAAAAAUAUGAUGACCAACGAGCUGACCCCCAGGGGUGCCUGUGUGACCUUCGUGGCCAGCAACUUACCCUAUUGGCAGGGCUUCAUCAUUGAGUUCCUCAUCUCGGUUGUUCUGAUCUGUGUGUGCUGCGGUAUUUGGGAUCAGCGCAAUGCGGAGCAAAAGGAUUCUAUACCGAUUCGCUUUGGCCUCACAAUUGGCUGCAUAGCCAUAGCUGGGGCCCAGUACACUGGCGCCAGCAUGAAUCCGGCUCGUUCGUUUGCUCCAGCUGUGUGGAACAACUCCUGGGAACAUCAUUGGAUAUACUGGGUCGCCCCCUUGGUAGCGUCGCUAAUCACUUCAUUAGCCUACAAGUACGGCCUUAGAAAUACGCCAGAAAGACCAAGCAAAGUGAACAUUUCGCAGCCGUAGUUAGUCUUGAUCUGUGCAUAUAUCCCAAUAAUCCACUGGGCAUAUAUAUUUACAUAGAUGUAUCAGAAUUUCGUAUGUAUCCGACAGACGUUUAGCUAUAAUUCGAAAUCAAAAUAACUAAAGUUAAGUUAAGGAUGAGCAUGUACCACAUAGCUUAGCAUCAAUCUAGUGAGUAAGAGACGUAAAGAAAAUGUGUAUAUUCUAUGCAGUUUACAUUACAAAUAUAUAU